GAUCUGAUUGGUCAGAAAUCGGACCGACGGCUGCCUAUGAUCUCCGCCGCGGAGCUAGCGGCGUUAGCCCGCCGUUAGCACAAGUUACCAUGGUGAUUAACUCCGGUCGGAAGAGAACCAGGACUCGACGGACAGAAAGAACCAGAAGUCCGAGCCCAGAGUCAACUGUGAACCGUGCGUCGUAGCACAGGCCCCCGGUAAUCACACGAUCUGUCUCAACAGUUGGUUUCCGAUGGCGCGGCCCGACCCAGAGGAGGACACCAGCCGCCUGCUGAGGGACCAGCAGUACGACGAGAGCCUGGAAGUGAACGACUCCGAGGAGGUAGCCAGCGUCUACCGGCCGAGUCCCCGCAGCCCACGCCAGGUAACGUCUGGCGGGCGCUGCCAGACCCCAAACUCUGCGUCUGUACUGAAUUUACAGUCCCGGAGGAGCCGGGGGGGGCGUGGCCUGAUGUCGGCCAACAGCAGCAGUGAUGAGUUUGACGAGGACCACAAGCCUUCAAGGGCCAGAGAGCCAAUCGGCGGACAGCCUGGGGCCAGUCCGAAUGAGGACGAGGAGGAGGAGGAAGAGGAGGAGGAGGAUGAUGACGAGGAGUCUGACUCCGACGAUACAGAUGACGAGGAUGAGCCUGAGCAGACUCCGGAGGGGGCGUAUGACCCGGCCGACUACGCCAACCUGCCAGUCAGCACCGAGGUCAAAGAGCUGUUCCAGUACAUCACACGUUACACCCCUCAGUCCGUGGAGCUGGAUCACAGUCUGAAGCCAUUCAUCCCAGACUUCAUCCCAGCGGUCGGAGACAUCGACGCCUUUCUCAAGGUGCCCAGACCGGACGGUAAAGCAGACGGUCUGGGUCUGGUGGUUCUGGACGAGCCCAGCGUGAAACAGUCAGAUCCCACGGUCAUGUCGCUGUGGCUGUCGGAGGAUAGCAAACAACAUGGAGCCACAGAGCUGAAGAAGGUGACGAGUGUGGCGAGGCCGGAGUCGAACCCCCGGGCGGUGGACAGCUGGGUGGAGAGCAUCGGCGCCCUGCAUCGCUCCAAACCGCCGGCAAGCGUCCAGUACGGCCACGCGAUGCCCGACAUCGACAGCCUGAUGCAGGAGUGGCCGUCGGAGCUGGAGGAGCUGCUGGGCCGCGUGCAGCUGCCACCCGCCCGCCUCUGCGGCGGCCUGGCGCAGUACGUGGAUGUGGUGUGCGGCAUGCUCGACGUCCCUGUCCACGGCAGCCGGGUCCAGUCGCUGCACCUGCUGUUCAGCCUCUACCUGGAGUUCAGGGACUCCCAGCACUUCACUCGCAGGACGCACUCCUGACGUGGCAGGUAACCACGACGAUGGCCUUCGCGAACUCUGACCCGAUGACGCAGACCGGCCUUGACCCCAUGGCGACUUGCUCCUGUUUUUACCCUGUGAAAUAAAGUUCAACGUGUUACUGAAA
Molecule: messenger RNA, 1433 nt
Organism: Scophthalmus maximus (turbot)
Lineage: Eukaryota; Metazoa; Chordata; Actinopteri; Pleuronectiformes; Scophthalmidae
Gene: ift46
Product: intraflagellar transport 46 homolog (Chlamydomonas)
Exons: 6
Coding region: 233-1309 (358 amino acids)
Biological process (GO): intraciliary transport; cilium assembly
Cellular component (GO): intraciliary transport particle B; centrosome; motile cilium
Source: RefSeq, a predicted model, not a curated record